AUGUUACAUCUUUUCUUCAAGUUACUGGCUGCCGUUUUAUACAUGGCAUCUUCAGCCACUGCAGCGGAAGGAGAAAGAGUCCUGGGAGGAAAACCGUGUCUGCCCAAUUCCCAGCCAUGGCAGGCUGCCCUAUUCUCAGGAUGCAGGCUGAUCUGUGGAGGGACGCUCAUUCACCCAUCAUGGGUGCUCAGUGCGGCCCACUGCAGAAAGUCAUCCAUUUUCCCGGUGCGUCUUGGAGAACACCAUCUGAGGCGCAUAGACUGGUCAGAACAGCUCAAGUUAUCGUCAAAAGCCAUUGUGCAUCCUGAGUACAACCGACAAACCUUGAACAAUGAUAUUAUGCUGGUUAAACUGCUGAUCCCGGCUACCUUAAAUGACAAAGUCAAAGUCCUGAAUUUGACUACCAGCUGCCCGGAGCCUGGAACCCAAUGCCUCAUUUCAGGAUGGGGUACAACAAGUAGCCCACAAGCCAAAUAUCCAGAUGUUCUACACUGUGCCAACAUCACCAUCUUCAGUCACAAUGUUUGCCGAUUGAUUUAUCCCAAUUAUAUCAAUGAAAACAUGGUCUGUGCUGGCAAGAUGGAGGGAGGAACAGAUACUUGCCAGGGUGAUUCGGGUGGACCCUUGGUCUGCAAUGGGAAGCUGCAAGGCAUUGUAUCCUGGGGUCCCUACAUAUGUGCCCAGCCAAAUAAGCCAGGAGUUUAUGUUAAUGUCUGCAGAUAUACUGACUGGAUCCAGGAGACUAUCCAGAAUAACUGAGGAUCACGGGACAAUUCUGAACAAACUCCAAAGGGAGAGGAAACUUUGCUUCUCUUUUUGGUCAAAUUGGCAUUGUGUUAUAUUGAUGGUGCUUUUGACACGCCUC
Messenger RNA from Protobothrops mucrosquamatus (brown spotted pit viper), 865 nucleotides. RefSeq names its product trypsin-like. Lineage: Eukaryota; Metazoa; Chordata; Lepidosauria; Squamata; Viperidae. The record is from RefSeq and is a predicted model, not a curated record. The transcript is spliced from 5 exons. Gene Ontology annotation, biological process: proteolysis. Bases 1 to 759 code for a protein of 252 amino acids. Gene Ontology annotation, molecular function: serine-type endopeptidase activity.